Messenger RNA from Danio rerio (zebrafish), 2285 nucleotides. The record is from RefSeq and is a predicted model, not a curated record. NCBI's taxonomy places the organism in Eukaryota, Metazoa, Chordata, Actinopteri, Cypriniformes, Danionidae.
AAGCUAAAAAUGCUUCUGCCAGACCAAGAGAUCAGCUGAACAAAUUCAAAAAAGCUCAACUGUAACUUUCGGUGACUUGUAAAAUGAGGCUUCCUUUAUAAAUAAAUAAAAAAGCAAUGUCCUAAUAUUGUGGAAAAUGUGAAUAAAAUAGAUUAAACGCCAGUCUAUUCAAAAUGUGCACACAUAAGGUGUUAAAUUUAACAACAUGGGUAUGACAAACUCGAAUGUGCUUAAGCAUUCAUUAGCACAUGAAAAGAAGGAUUGGAUGCAUAAAGGUACUGCAUAUGUUAAGCAUUUUAAAUCAGUCUCCUGUGAGGUCCCAUUUAAUCCAAUAUGCUUUGUGUGGAUGCAGCUGUCUACGUAGGCAGUAGCGCAGUAUUGGAACAAAGCUAUAGAGUAUAAAACAACACAGUGAAGAUCAUCUUUCUUACCACUGCUGGUAACAUUACCCAGAUCAUGUAAACCAAUUUCACACAGAAAUUCAUAAAUCUCCAUUCAAGUCUAGCCGCCCCCGAAGAGAUGAGCACGUGUCCAGCAAAUCACGUUGAGUUCUCCCUUGUGUCUCAGGCUGUGGAGGUCCUGAGCGGCAAAUCUGAUCAGGAAGUUGGCAUUAUAGCAGCAGCUGCUGAAGAUCCAAUAACAACGCCGUUUGGGCUUCAUUAAACUCUGUUAUAUGGUCCUCCUAUGCUGUCCUCCUAUGCCAAGACUGAAGACAAGCUGUUUAAACAUCUCUUCAGCAACUACCAGAAAUGGGUGAGACCAAUCGAAGAUCUAAACACAACUAUUCAAGUAAAGUUUGGCCUGGCAAUUUCCCAGCUGGUGGAUGUGGAUGAGAAGAACCAGCUGAUGACGACCAAUGUGUGGAUGAAGCAGGAAUGGACAGACUUGAAGCUCAGAUGGGAUCCGGAUCAUUACCUGGGCAUCACCUCUAUCAGGGUGCCUUCAGACUCCAUCUGGAUUCCUGACAUUGUGCUCUAUGACAAUGCAGAUGGUAAUUUCGAGGCCACAGUGACAAAAGCAGUGGUGAGAUUUGAUGGCACAAUCUCCUGGACUCCUCCUGCCAACUAUAAAUCUGCCUGCACCAUUGAUGUGACCUUCUUCCCCUUUGACCUUCAAAACUGCUCCAUGAAGUUCGGUUCUUGGACCUAUGAUGGCUCCCAGGUCGACAUUCUCCUUGAAGACGUGCAUGUGGACAAACGUGACUAUUUUGACAAUGGCGAAUGGGAGAUCGUGAAGGCCACUGGUAACCGGGGUUUGAGAAGAGAUGGGACUUUUUUCUAUCCAUCCAUCACGUACUCCUUUAUAAUCCGACGUCUUCCUCUCUUCUACACACUCUUCCUCAUCAUCCCCUGCAUUGGAUUGUCUUUCCUGACUGUGCUUGUCUUUUAUCUUCCGUCUAAUGGAGGGGAAAAAAUCUCCCUCUGCACGUCUGUCCUCGUCUCACUUACUGUCUUCCUUCUGGUGAUAGAAGAGAUCAUCCCUUCCUCCUCAAAGGUAAUUCCUCUGAUUGGAGAAUAUUUGGUCUUCACUAUGAUCUUCGUGACACUUUCCAUUGUCAUCACCGUCUUUGCUAUUAACAUCCACCAUCGCUCCUCUUCCACCCAUCAUAGCAUGGCUCCCUGGGUCCGCCGUAUCUUUCUUCACCACUUGCCUAGACUGCUCUGCAUGCGUAGCCACGUGGACCGUUACGCCACCAGCGCUGGGACUCGAACAGGAGGACUGGGCUAUGGGAAGAGUUUGAGUCAGGAUACCAACCAGCUCGAUGCAGAACACAACCUGCAGGCGGCCUUAGAGUCUAUACGCUACAUCACACGCCAUGUGGUGAAGGAGAAUGAAGUCAGAGAGGUUGUUCAAGACUGGAAGUUUGUGGCCCAGGUUCUGGACCGGGUUUUCCUGUGGGCCUUUCUCUUAGUAUCACUACUCGGCUCUGCUCUGCUUUUCAUCCCUGUUAUCUAUAAAUGGGCCAGCAUCAUUGUUCCCAGCUAUGCUGAAAUUACUAGCUAAACUACACGAAUGUAUACACUUCCAAACUUUUUGGCUUGAAUAAAGUUUUUUGCAUUAUUAUAGCAUUUAUUACUGUAGUCUUCAAAACAUCUAUGCAAAUUGUGGCAAUCAUGCGCUGUCAUUUAAGAUGUAACAUGCUGCAUUCUAUUCUCUGUUGUAUGCUGAUUUCAUUAUAUUAAAGUUUACAAUAAAAAUAUGUAUUGUUCUUUGUGAAAAGAUCAUUUGUAUCUCAGAGAUUUUUCUUUUGAAAAAUCUAAAGUAUAAAAGAAAAUUUGACUUGU